CAAGAAGACAACAUCAACAUUGAUGAGUAUAUGGAGACUAAUGAACAUGAUGAAUUAAGUUCUGAUGAAGAUUAUGAUAACAGAGAUGUAGACUCUGAUUUCAAUGCAAGCGAUUUUGAAGAUUCAGAAUUAGAUGAGGAAUCAGAUGAAGAGGAGACUUGUAAUUACAGAUUAGAUGAAACAGAUAAUCCAUCAGAAGAGAAAUAUUAUGUUGUGUCAGAAAGUGCACUCUCUCAACUUUUAUCUGUCUGUAAUGCUUGUAAUGGGAAAAGUGUCCCACUUGUAGAAUACAGCAAAGGUUCCAUGAUAUCUACAGUUCCUACAUGUGAAAAUGGUCACAUCAACAGAUGGCAGUCACAGUCAACACAUAAGAAAAUGCCAUGGUUUAAUUUACAUCUUGCAAGUGCAAUGCUUUUAAGUGGGAACAGCAUAUCAAAAGUUUUAAUGCUUUUCAACCAUUUGAAAGUUUUAGUCCCAAGUUCCCACACUAUUUCCCGUCUUCAGUCCUGUUAUAGUAUUCCUGCUGUCAUAGAAGAAUUCUAUUUACAGCAAGCAGAAUAUUUUGAUGAUUUGCGCCAGAAACCUCAUGUUGUUCUUGGAGGUGAUGGAAGAUGUGAUUCACCUGGUUACAGUGCAAAAUACUGUAGUUACUCACUGAUGGACCUUGAAACUAAUAAAAUCAUUGAUGUACAGUUGGUCCAGAGUAACGAGGUGAGAGGAUCUACCCAUAUGGAGUUAGAAGGACUUAAACGUGGACUAAGGCACCUAACGGAAUUAAAUCGUGUCCAGGUGCAUGAUCUUGUGACAGAUCGCCAUGUAAUGAUAAAGUCAUACAUGAAGACUGAAAAACCCAAUAUCAAUCACUAUUUUGAUGUGUGGCACGUAGCAAAGGGAAUAUCAAGAAAACUAGAGACAGCUGCAAAAAAGCGUGGUGCUGGCCAAAUCCGUCCUUGGAUUAAAAGUAUCGUCAACCACACAUACUGGGUUGCAGCAUCAAGUGGAAACAAUGGGCAAAUGAAGACUGACAAAUGGAAAUCCUAAAGCAACCAUCUUAUCAAUGUCCAUGAACAUGAUUCUGAGGUCUUUCCAAAAUGUGAACAUGGCCAGUUAGGUGAACCU
Molecule: messenger RNA, 1119 nt
Organism: Saccostrea echinata
Lineage: Eukaryota; Metazoa; Mollusca; Bivalvia; Ostreida; Ostreidae
Exons: 4
Coding region: 31-1041 (336 amino acids)
Source: RefSeq, a predicted model, not a curated record